This is a messenger RNA of Heterobilharzia americana, 1455 nucleotides long. The record is from the annotation of a GenBank genome assembly. NCBI's taxonomy places the organism in Eukaryota, Metazoa, Platyhelminthes, Trematoda, Strigeidida, Schistosomatidae.
AUGUAUACAGUUGCCGCUAAUACUUUAACCAAUGCAGAAAAGCUAAUUUCUGCCGCAGAUGAAUUAGCAGCUCAGGCAGAUGAUCCCGAAGAAAUAUUACAAGAUGCAAGUGAAUUACAACAUCGUAUUUCAGCUUUCACACGGGCUGUUGAGGUUCGUAGAGAAACUUUAGAUCUUGGCUGUGGAUUUUAUUCGCAUACCAAAGAAGCGCUAGCUUGGCUUCAUAAUGCAAGAGAAACACACAGUCCAGGUGAACACUUACCUGCGUCUAUUGAAGGUAUGGAAGAUGAGUUGACUAGCUUCCAUCGAAAUCGCGCAGCUAUGGAAAAGGAUGUAGAUCGUGCACUGGCAGAAGGUGAAGCUUUGAUAUCCAGACUGAAGGAUGCUGAAGAAGUCUCGCAUUUACGAAGUGUGUUAAAUCAAGUUUCAAAUGAACGAACAACUGUCUCUACACUGCUAACGGAGCGUCAAGUACGCCUAGACUUAUGCCUACAGUUGCGAUUAUUCGAGGCUGAUGUUCAUUCAGCAUUGGAUUGUCUACGUCACAGCAUCCCAUCAUUAUCUAAUUUGAACCAGUCUAAUGAUAUCACUUCUAACCAUCAAAACAGUAGUACUAAUCGAUACUUUUGGCUAGCUGAUCCUCGACAAGCACCAGAUAUGGCUUCUAUUGAAGAAGUAUUAACUUCAUGUCUAUCUGUUUUACCAACGGCUGAAGAGGUGUUGAAUAAAGGCAGUGAAUUAGCAAGAGCAUUUGAAUCAGUCGGUGUUAAUUUUCCUGCAGGUGGUCCUGGUUCCAGUGACUCAGGUAUGGGUGACAGUGCAGAAACAGCUGUUGAAAGGGUUCACCGACUGAUGACUGAGCUUGCCGAUGUCGUUGCCUCAGUUGAUGUGUUGAAUGAACGCUUAAACGGUGAACUCGAUUGGCGUCGUCUUCAGUUACAAAGUAGACAGGUGUUACAUUGGAUAGGUCAAUGUGAAGGCAUUCUGCAUCAAACCGCUGUAAUUCCAGCCAGUUUAGCAGAAGCUGAAACACUUUAUGCCGACCAUGAAAAAUUCCAACCAGUUCUGAAUGAUGCUCAUCCACAAGCUGUUCAGUGUGCUGCACGUGCAAGCUACUUUUUGCAACAAACAGCAUCAAGCAAUUCAUCGACACAUGCAGGUUCUUCGAACACUGAGCAUCCAAGACGGAAGGAUUAUCAGUCUGUUGCUGAAACGGUGGCAAAUCGUUGGCAGAAGUUAGUUUAUUCUGCAGAGGAGCGUCACAAACUUUUGAUUUCUGCAACUAAUUGGUAUCGAACAUCAGAUCAAGUGACUUCAGUCCUAUGGUCUCUAGAAAAAGAAUAUCUGGAGAUUCAGCCAGUUAUUUGGCUCAGUUAUCGUCAAAGCAUGCUGAACAAAAGAAGCAUUCUUGAAAGCUUGUAUGCUAGCCAGGCGUACCUCAGAUUUGUUCAGUAA